GAUUUAUAUUUUGAGUAAUUCUAGCUCCUAAGUUCACCUAGACUCUGUCCUUAAUCCUAACAAGUGGUAUCAGAGCCAUAUUAAGGACAUUGAGAGGAGUCUACAGAAGUGUGAAGACCCUUCUAGACCCACCAUGGCCUGUGGGUGUGCCUAAGUGGUGUUCUAAAGGUUGGAUGUGUCUUCCGCUAAGGGGAAACUCUGCCGAAAUUUCGUGGACGGCGAUACUUGUGAAAAUAUCGAGGGAGCUGAGUGUGGACAGCAAAGGGGAGCUGAAAUUCGUCAUUUCUCAAGGAGAAGAUGAAUGAGAGAGGAGGAGAUGCUAAUGGAAGAGGAGCUGUACCUGAGAAGGCAAGUGAGCCGCCGCCAUCAAAAGUUGAAGCUUUGGAUGGCUCCAACUAUGAGGAAUGGAGCGGACGGAUGAGGAGUGCCUUCAAACGCUACAAGCUACUGAAGAUUGCUGUUGGGGAAGAGAAGAUGCCGGAAGAAGGCGAAGCACGUGAACGGUGGAUUGAGAAAAGCGCGGUGCUUUUCGACCUCAUCCUUCAAUCGGUCAACAAGGAGAUGUUCGAACACAUCAAGGAUCUUGUGGAAGCAGAUGAUUCGGGUCCAAGGGCGUGGAAACUACUACGCGAUGUGAUUCAGCCCAACACUCUCCCGAUGGUGAUCGUGCUCGAGAAGGAACUUGCUGCCAUCUCCAUGCGACCAGGGGACGAUGUGAAGCCGGUCCUUGACAAGAUCAAGGACACCUAUGCAAGGAUGGCAGCAGCGGGCAGCAGUGUAUCUCAGCUGCAGCAGUGCACCAAGAUCAUCUCGGUGUUGGACAACUCUUGGGACAACCUCAUCCCCACCCUCAACUCUCAGCAAGAUCAAUGGACACCUGAGUGGCUAAGGCACCAGAUUCUGCAGGAGGACUUCCGCAGACGCCAUGUGGGAGGCGGUGCUGCCACUAAGACUGCUGAGGGGUAUGGAGCUGCAGGGCGCGGCAGAGGAAGAGGGGGUUGGAGAGGCCGAGGCCGUGGGAGAAGCUUUGGCAGAGGUAGAGGCCGAGGUGACUAUAAUGAGGGGCAUGGGAGCUCCAGUGGCAGGGGGAGUACCAGAAUGGAGGGCACCUGCUGGUACUGCAAGAAGGUCGGGCAUCCUUGGUUCAAGUGCUUCAGCAGGCCGGAGGGAUGGGCACCUCCAGGCAUGAAGCCGCCAAGUGGUGAACGCGCACAAGGUGGCGCUGUGCAAGGCUCAGGUGCACAAGGUGAAGGUGCACAAGGUAACGCCUAUCCUGGGAUGUAUCUCAUGGUUGAGGAUGUGCAUGGGCAUGAGGGUGAUGUGGGAUCUGUGGGAAAGGUUGUGAUGCACCCUCUCACACACUGGGUGAUUGAUUCGGGUUGCACCAGUCACAUGACUCCACGGGCAGAUUUGCUUGAUGAGGUAAAACCCCCUGGGAAGAUCAAGUAUGUGGCAGCAGCGUCAGGUGCUUUGCUCCCUGUGAUUGGCGUUGGGAAUGCCAAGGUUAAGGGAGCUAAUGGGGAGCUUGUGGGGCUUGGGAAUGUUCUGCUGGUUAAAGGCUUGUCUGCUAACCUUCUCUCUGUGCGGCGACUGCAGAAGAGUAAGGCCGAAGUGACCUUUGGACCAACCAGCUGCCGUGCUAAGCUUGGGAAGAAGGUGCUGUGGAGUCUGGAAGAGGAGACCAGCUGCAUCAAGGACCUGUGGCAGCUGCCCAUCAUCCCUUGGAAUGGGAAGACUCCAACAGCAGCAACGGCAGCAGCGGCAAAGGCAACAGCAGGAGGAGAUGCAACUGCACCAACUGAUGGGGUCCUGGAAGCAGUCAAGAAAGUGCAGAAGCAGCAGACACAUGGUGAGGUGCUUGCUGGUGUGGAUGCGAGUGCGGCAUGGGCUAAGGCUUCAUCAAGGAGUGGAGAGGCCGAUUGGGAGACAUGGCAUGAGAGGUUGUGUCAUGUGAACUUCCCUAUGCUGCAGAAGUUGGUGAAGAAUGGGAGCCUGAAGGGCUUGGAGGUGAAAGGGGAAGUGAAGGAGAUUGGGAGCUGCCCUACAUGCUUGGAGACCAAGUUCUCCAAGUUCCCCUUCAACAGUGCUACAGGACCAGCCAAGACCCCACUUGCACUUGUGCACAUGGAUGUGGUGGGGCCCACAAGAGCCCCUUCCCUCUCAGGCAGCGGCUAUUUCUUGACAAUUGUGGAUGACCACACUCGAGCAGUGUGGGUUUACCCUUUGAACAGCAAGGGGGAGGUGGCAGCGGCUGUCCUUAAGGAGUGGAUGCCGAGAGCUCAGAGGGAAUGCGGACACAAGGUGAAGGUGAUCCGUAGUGACAAUGGUGGGGAGUUCAUUGGAGCUGAUUUUGAGGGGGAGUUGAAGAGGAAGGGGAUCCAACAUCAACUGACAGUGCCCUACAACCCGCAGCAGAAUGGCGUGGCUGAGAGGUUCAACAGGACCCUGCAGGAGGGGGCACGCACUCUCCUUGGGCGUGCAGGGCUGCCUGAUCCGUUUUGGGUGUCUGCACUGAGGCAGGUCGCCCUUGUGAAGAACAGGGUGCUGGCUACAGUUGGAGAUAAGGAGUGGAUCCCAUAUGUCAAGUGGUAUGGGAGUGCUCCAGCUGUGAAUAUGCUGAGGGCAUUUGGGUGCAUGGUAGUGUUUCAUGUGCCUAAGGAGAAAAGAGGGAAGUUGGAGGCUUCUGGAAGAUGGGGUGUGCACUUGGGGAUUGCAAAGGAUCACAAGGGAUGGCUGCUAUGGGACUUGACCACCCAGAAGCUGACAGUGUCAAGGGAUGUGAAGUUUCUUGAGUCCCUGUACUACAAGGAAUGGAAGCAGCAGCAACAGAAGCUUCCAUCUACACCACUCAUUGUGGAGGCAGAUGAGUUGCAGCAGCCUUCAAGGCAGGUGGAGGUUGCAGUGUCUGAGGAGGAGAUGUCUGGGGUGACUGAAGAAGGGGGAGCAGCUGAAGUGGAGCAGCAGCAGCAACAUGAGUCUCCACCUCGAGUUCCACACCCGCCUGAGCGUCCUAGGAGGGAUGUGCGCCCUCCAGUGAGGCUGACCUAUGGGGGAAGAGGCAAGCCAAAUGUGGUGCAGGCUGGGAGUGUGGUUGAGCAGAUUGAGGAAGAUGAGAUCGCUCACUGCUACUGGGCACCAAUCCCUGAGCCCAAGACUCGAGAGGAGGCCUUGAAUGGACCAAAUGGGGAGAAGUGGAAGGCGAGUGAGGAUGAGGAGUUCGGGUCCCUAAUUGAGAACGAGACAUGGGACCUGUGUGACUUGCCUCCUGGAAAGAAGGCAAUCACUUCCAAGAUGAUCUACAGGCACAAGUAUGGACCUGAAGGGGAGCUGACCCGCUACAAGUCUAGGCUUGUGGCACGGGGGUUUCAGCAGACAAAGGGGAAGGACUAUGAUGAGGUGUUUGCUCCUGUGGGGAAAGGAACAACAUUGAGGGUGCUAUUGGCGAUGGCUGCACUCCUGGGAUGGAAGAUACGGCAGAUGGACAUUGUGACUGCCUUUCUGAAUGGGAUCAUUCUGGAGGAGGUGUACAUGAAGCAGCCAGAGGGGCUGGAUGAUGGGAGCGGCAGGGUCUGCAGGCUGAAGAAGGCCAUCUAUGGCCUUAAGCAGGCGCCUCGUGCAUGGUAUCACAAGUUGGAGGAGGCGCUGCUGGCUGGGGGUUUCAAGAAGAGUGAGUGUGACCCCAGCCUGUUCCUGCUGCAGGAGAAGGAUGAAAUCCUCAUGCUCUUGGUGUAUGUGGAUGAUAUCCUUCUCUUUUCUGCAUCAACUGCUUUGCUGGACAGCGCAGAGCAGAUGCUGGAGAUGCAGUUCAAGUGUUCCAAGAUGGGUGAGGUGAAGUACUACUUGGGGAUGCACGUGGAGAGAGAUGUGGAGAAGGGUGUGCUGAGGUUGCACCAGAGGAAGUACUGUGAGGGGCUGGCUGAGAAGUAUGGGCUGCAAGAUGGGGGAAAGCCAGCAACACCACUACCUUCAGGGUUUACUGUGGAGCCAUGUGCUGAUGAGGAGGUAGUGGGUGAGAGUGACAGGAAGCUGUUUCAUUCGAUGGUUGGGUCGCUGAAUUAUGCUGCAAAUCAUACACGGCCUGACAUUGCAUUUGCUACAUCACGAUUGGCUAGUGUGGUCUCACGCCCUAGUCAUGAGCAGCUGGAAGCGGCCAAGAGGUUGGUCCGCUAUGUGAAUUCUUGAACUUUGAUUGAACUCUUGAGAUUGAGUUAAGUUCUCCUCCUACAGCUUACCCCCUAGUGCGUCGAAAGCCAUAGCGUCGCGAAUACUUCAUCAAUCAACGUGAUUCAAAUUGGGAACGGUAGCUGAGAUCAAGAGCUACAACAUAUCCAAGUUUCGCGACAUUCCAACGGCUAGUGUUUUGUCGACGUCGUUUCUUGUGAAGACGACUUUUCUGUCCAGAAUUUCGGAUUUAUAUUUUGAGUAAUUCUAGCUCCUAAGUUCACCUAGACUCCGUCCUUAAUCCUAACACUGUAUGCCAUUUGUUUUUGCAUGGCUAGUUAGUGCAUGGUCUGUAGAGCAUGCAGCUUGAACCUCGGGUCCAGGAUCCAAAUGGUUUGGGAGCGACGGCGUUUCAACUUUUGCCCCAAGUACGAGUUUCGUGAGCAUUUUCCCAUAAAAGCACAUGCUCUUC
Closterium sp. NIES-67 is the source of this 4633-nucleotide messenger RNA. The record is from the annotation of a GenBank genome assembly. NCBI's taxonomy places the organism in Eukaryota, Viridiplantae, Streptophyta, Zygnematophyceae, Desmidiales, Closteriaceae.